Cuscuta campestris is the source of this 4500-nucleotide messenger RNA. NCBI's taxonomy places the organism in Eukaryota, Viridiplantae, Streptophyta, Magnoliopsida, Solanales, Convolvulaceae. The record is from the annotation of a GenBank genome assembly.
UUCAAUUUCUUGCUCCUGCACACUUGUACUCUCUUUCCUUCACCUCCUUUAAUUUCUCAAUUCUCCAAAAAAGAAUAAAUUACUCGCCAGAAACCCUAGCUCUUCUCCAAAAGAUUUGAAACCUGGGUCUGUUUGUUCUCUGCAUCUAAUUUCCAAAAGAAAGGGAAAACAAUAUAUCUAUCCAUCCUUCCGACCGUCUGUAUGUCUUCAAGCAAAGCAAUGCAAAAACAAGAAGAAAAUGUCAGUUUUUGACAGAUCUGUUUGUUAAGGUUGCUGCUGCUGUCCAGUCCAUGUGUGUCAAGCUUCGAAGCACCAUUAUUCAAAGGCAAUAAGAAAGAAUGCCAGUGCCAGUAGUGAUAGCGAAGCUUGGUUCUACAAUUGGUGGGAAACUUGCCGAUCUAACAGUGGGAUCCAUUGGAAAACAAAUUGGUUAUGUCAUCUCCUACCGUCACAACCUAACAGAGCAUAAGGAUGCCCUCAAAGAACUCAAGAAUCACAGAGAUGUGGUGCAGCUUAGGGUUGAUGAAGCCAGAAGACAAGGGGAAGAAAUUUUUGAGAAAGUUAAGGAUUGGAUCAGCACGGCAGACGAAAUUACAAAAAAUGCAGAAGAGUUGUGUGCAAAGGGACCCCAGGAUUGUUCGUGGAGGUCAUGUCCCAAUCUUUGGUUACGGCAUCAGAUAAGCAGAGAAGCAAAAAAGAUGACAAUGCGAAUUCAAAACCACAAGGACAAAGGGAAGUUUGAGAGUGUUUCACACUUCAUUCCUCCAAAGUUACUAGGUGUACCGCCUACUAGCGAGGAAAAUGAUGAACUUAUAGAAUCCAGAAUCUCAAUCAGGAAUCAGGUUCUGGAAGCAUUGAAAGAUUCCUCCAGAGUUGGGAUGUGUGGGCUUCCUGGUGUUGGGAAAACUACCUUAGCCCGAAAAAUAGCAGAUGUAGCUGAAGAGCAGAAGGAGGUUUUUGGGUUGGUGGUCUGGGUAACUGUUGCCCAAUUUUCGAUGCUUGAAAUUCAAAAACAAAUUGCAGAGAUUGCUGGAAAGAAAUUGGAAAAGGAAACCUUGAAUGUUAGAGCUAAGCUUAUCCUUCAGAGGUUGGAGCAAGAAAAAAAUGUACUUGUAGUGAUGGACGAUCUUUGGGAGAGACUUGAUUUAAGCUUAGUUGGGAUUCCACCUAAAUGUAGAAUUUUGUUCACUUCAAGACAUGAAAAAUUGUUGUCCACCCAAAUGAAUUGCAAUGACAUUUUUACGGUUGGUAAGUUGUCCGAAGAAGAGGCUUGGAAAUUAUUUAAAGAGAACGCUGAGUUUGAUGAAUCCAAUCAUACAGAAUUGGUACCUGUGGCAAAAGAGGUGUGCGAACGUUGUCGUAGAUUGCCUCUAGCAUUAGUCUCAGUUGCUCGUGCACUAAAAAAGAAAAGAGAGGUAAGCAAUUGGAGGACUGCCCGAAGACGGUUGGAAACAUCUUUAGGAAAAUACCUGCAAGCAUGGAAUAAAGAAAUAGGCCCUUCGUUAAAGCUGAGUUAUGGUUAUCUAAAUAGCGAGCUGCAAUCUAUUUUCCUACUCUCAGCCGUGCUGUCUCACGACCCUUUGAUUAAACACUUACUCAGGUAUGCUGUGGGUUUAGGUUUACUUGAAGGUGCACACUCCAUGAAAGAUGCUCAUGAUACAUUGGAUGAAGAUAUAAGUGAUUUGAAGGACUCAAGUUUGUUGCUUGAUAGCUUUUCUGAUGAUCGUGUCACAAUGCAUGACCUCUUUCGUGACUUUGCAUUUCAAGAACAAGGGCCCCGUGCGAAGAGAUUUAAAGGAGGGCAAGGUGACAUAGAAGACAUGAGACAAUUAGAAGGCUGCACUAGAUUGGUAUUGGACGAAUGGGAUGGAAUACUUCCAGGUGAGUUGCCUUGUCCCAAACUUGAAUUCUUCUUGCGAAAUGGUGAAGAGGACUCUGAUUUGACAAUUCCAGACAAUUUCUUUAAAUCAUUGAAUGAACUCAGAGCGAUGGGAUUUAGCGGUGUGAGUUUUUCGUCCUUGCCAACACUUGGCCACCUACAAAAGCUUAGAACAUUGUGUCUGGAACGUUGUCGAUUGGAAGACAUAUCGCAGGUUGGGAAUUUGAAUAGUUUAAGAGUUCUUAGUUUUGCUGGGUCUAAUAUUAGGCAAUUGCCGGGCGCAUUAGCACAGUUGAGAUGCCUGCAAGUGUUGGAUUUAUCCCGUUGCCGCGGUUUAGAAGUGAUUCCACCAAAAGUUUUAUCUAGUUUGACUAGAUUAGAGGUUUUGAACAUGGAAUGGAGCUUCUGCCAAUGGGAAGUUGAAGGACCCAACAAAGAGAGUAGGAAUGCAAGCCUUGAUGAGUUAAGGCAUUUGACGAAUCUCUAUGAUUUAAACAUCGAUAUUCCCCAAAACAUUGCUGUGCCAGAAGACUUGUUCAUUGAAAUGCCUUUGGAGAGAUUCAUGAUAUUUAAUGGACAUGCACGGAGGCGGAUGUGGAUGGAUAAUGGUUGUUCUCGGACAUUGGGAAUGUGUAGUGUGAAUUUGGAUGAUGAGAUGCAAAAGCUUUUGGGAAAAGUUCAAGACUUAUGUUUACAUGAUGUAAACGUCAAAACUAACGUUUUGGGCGGGACAGUAUUUCGUCAUCAAAGUGUGGGACUGGAACAUCUUGAAGUCGUUGGUUGCAAAUCUAUCAAAGCCAUUGUGGGGUCUACUAAUAAAGAUUCAACUGAUGCCAUUGUGUUUGAUGCAUUGCGUUCUUUGAACUUGAGAGAUUUGCCAAUGCUUUCGGCAUUCCACGAGCAAGAGGAGGAGGAGGAGGAGGAGAUUAAUGCAAAAAGUAAAUCACUUUUCAACAGCAAGAUUUCCUUUCAGAAGAUAGAGAAAUUGGAUCUAAGGGAGUUAAACAGAACGAUUUCAUCGAUAUGGGAUGGCCAACUUCCAGAAAACUCAUUCACCAACUUAAAUACUUUGAAAGUCGUAAAUUGCGGCUUCGCGGGGAGAUUGGUCCCCUUUCAUGUACUCAAAUCCUUGAAGCAUUUGGAAAAAGUAGUGGUUAAAUAUUGUGAUAUGCUGGAGGUGGUGUUUGAUUUUGAAGAAUUGAAAGGUGAGGAGAUACAAUCACCUGCAUUGAUUAGUGUCCCAUUGAAAAAGCUGUCCCUGUACAAGUUGCCAGAACUGAAGCAUGUGUGGAGCAAUUGGCCGCCAGAGACGGUGCCCUUCCCAUGUCUGGAAGAAGUAGAGAUUAAGGAAUGUGAGAGGCUGACGAGUAUGUUUCCUUCAACAGAGUUUCAAGAGGAGUAUCCUCUAUUUCCUCACCAAAAGGUGGUUCAAAAUAUGAAGAGCUUGACUUGCGAUGGAAAAUUUGCGAAGAUGGUAUGGGACGGCCAAAUUCCCAACGACUGCUUUUCCAAUGUUGAAGACCUAUCUCUAUAUUUGGAUGGUGAUGAUGAGUCAGUAACUACUACUUUUCCUCGUGGAUUGUACAAGAGUAAGUUUCCAAAUUUACAGAGGCUAGUGUUGAAAGGGUACAUGAAAGAGCUUAUAUCAUCAUCAUCAUCAUCACGUCCGAAGCCUCCUCUGGAUGAUGAAGUGGGUGCAUCUUUUACAACAUUGAUUUUUGAUAAAAUGUAUAACUUGGAGCAUAUUUGGGAUGAGAGUGCUCCACCGGUGUUCCUUCUCCAAAAUCUUCAGACUCUUCGUGUUUCUCACUGUCCCGACUUAAUAAACUUGGGGACAUCCUACAUUUCUUUCACCAAUCUUACAGAAAUCCAAGUAAGUUAUUGUGGAAAAAUGAUGAGUUUGCUGACGUCAUUAACAUCCAGAGCCUUGGUGCAGCUCACAAGGUUGACAAUAAGUUGUUGCGAGCAAAUGAAGGAAGUUGUGGCAGAGCAACAACUGCUGGAAAAGAAUGAUGAUAAUCUGAGUGGAAAGGAGAUUAUUGUUUUUCAGAAAUUAGAAUAUUUGAAACUUGAUGAUUUGCCAAGUUUGAGGAGCUUCUGCAACUCUAACUAUAGCUUCUAGUUUCCAUCAUUAGAAGAAGUAUGUAUUAGAGAUUGUCCAAGAAUGAGCAUGUUCUGUGAAGGGGAUGUACAUACACCAAAUCUUAAAGGUGUCACAUAUGAAGAAGGCGAGGGAAGCCGAGAAACGCAAUGGGAAGGCAACCUUACCAAAACAUUUCAAUAUUUUUUGGUAUCACAGGGCUUCACCCUUCUAUAUAUGCAAGUGAUACUCAUCUUUAUUUUCCGAUUUGGGAACUCCAACACUCCCCCGCAAGUGGUAACUAGCCUGGCUUAGUUAGCACUUGGACAAACGGGUCUAGCAUCUCAAUCUCUUAUAGCUAGCCCACACAACGGGCGGUAGCAUCUCAAUCUCUUUUCAGCCAACUCAGCCCAAACCACAGACGGGGUAGCUCAUUUUUGCUAAACCCACAUCCAAACAACCAGGAACAAUCAAACCCGGACCGGACCUGCUCCGAUAUCAUGUUAAAAUUCCGGCGGGCCAAUAACAACGGAUAGAGUGU